AUGCCCGCACCGCCGUUCUUCGCCCAGCAGCCUCGCUGGCUCGUCCUCUCUGUCUUUCUUUUCCUAUGGUCUAUCUCAUCUGGCUUGCGCCGCGACAGCCGCGCUAGAGCGCUAGGAUUCGGCGUCGAAGGGCGCAUUCAUAUUACCGCAGCGGAUAUCAUGUUGGAUAUGGAAGGAGAAGGUCUCCCGGCAGCGGUAUGGAAGCGACAGACGGGAAUCCCGGACUGCGCUGUCAUCUGUGCAUCGCAGGCUGGUGAUGCGGUCGGUUGCGGUGAAGGCCUGAACCUCGGCUGCGCAUGCCACUCGCCGACGUUUUUGCCCAACACGGUGACCUGUAUGGACCACAAUUGUACAUCCAAAGACGAGCAGUUGGGCCAGCAAGCGUUGCAGAGUGCCUGUCUCGCGAUCGGAACGUCAUCAACUUCCUCCUUCGCCACCUCGACCACCUUCAGCGUCUCUAGCACGUCGAUCACCUCCGGACCGGUACCCAUCUGCACGACGGUUUCACCGACGCCCUCGUCCGGGACUACUACGGUGUCCGUCACUGUAACCGUCACUUCAGGCUCAGGUAGCGCUGCCUCAACGACGACGGUCUCUGCUUCUGCCCCUCUCACAACCACUCCCUCAGCAUCUGAUACUGCCACCGCUCCCCCAUCAACCGAUACCGCGUCCGCCACGUCCACCGUAUCUAUUCCGGUAGUGACCACGACCACGUUGGUCACGUCGAGCAACACCGUGAUUCAGCCAACGAGCAGCAGCUCAAACCCUCUCGCAACGACCGUGACGAGCACGAGCACGCUCGGUGGUGCCCCCACGGGUUCCGGCACCGGCGCGACCGGGACUGGCCAGAACGGCGCGGCUGCGGGCGUCCAUGGCGGAGUGGUAGGCGCUGUGUUGGCCGCGCUGGUCGGAAUCGGCGCCGUCCUUGUUAUGUGA
Trametes versicolor FP-101664 SS1 is the source of this 936-nucleotide messenger RNA. RefSeq lists its product as uncharacterized. The transcript has 4 exons. Bases 1 to 936 code for a protein of 311 amino acids. Lineage: Eukaryota; Fungi; Basidiomycota; Agaricomycetes; Polyporales; Polyporaceae. The record is from RefSeq and is a predicted model, not a curated record.